AUGUCAGCUUUUCCAUCAUGAUUAACAUCUUUUACAAAUCUUGGAAAUUGAUCGAAACUUGUCCAGUCCCCAGCAUCAGCCGAGUUUCCAAACCACUCUGACCAAAGUGUAGGAGCUAAAAAUCCAGUUCCAACUGAUAACGAAACCCAUACUCCAGAACUGUUGAAGCCAAUAAUGUCAGCUUUCCCAUCUCCAUUUACAUCUGCGACCCAUCUCGGUGUGUUAUUAAAGCUUCUUCACCCCGAAUUUACAGAAAAUUCUGAUGUUAAAUUUUGAUGGCUUGAAAAUGAACUACCUGUUGAAUAA
This is a messenger RNA of Blepharisma stoltei, 306 nucleotides long. The record is from the annotation of a GenBank genome assembly. Lineage: Eukaryota; Ciliophora; Heterotrichea; Heterotrichida; Blepharismidae.